Messenger RNA from Myotis brandtii (Brandt's bat), 2901 nucleotides. RefSeq names its product cold inducible RNA binding protein (gene CIRBP). NCBI's taxonomy places the organism in Eukaryota, Metazoa, Chordata, Mammalia, Chiroptera, Vespertilionidae. Gene Ontology annotation, molecular function: RNA binding. Gene Ontology annotation, cellular component: spliceosomal complex. Gene Ontology annotation, biological process: positive regulation of mRNA splicing, via spliceosome. The transcript is spliced from 8 exons. The record is from RefSeq and is a predicted model, not a curated record. Bases 133 to 651 code for a protein of 172 amino acids.
CGGAGCCAGGAGGCGGUGUACAUAAGGCCGGGCGCCCGGUUACCCCCCUCACUCGCACGUUAGGAGGCUCUGGUCGUUUCGCACCGUCGUCUUCCUGCCUGCGUCAGGGACCUGCCCUACUCAGUGGCCACCAUGGCAUCAGAUGAAGGCAAGCUUUUCGUUGGAGGGUUGAGUUUUGACACCAAUGAGCAGUCGCUGGAGCAGGUCUUCUCAAAAUAUGGACAGAUUUCUGAAGUGGUGGUCGUGAAAGACAGGGAGACCCAGCGGUCACGGGGCUUUGGGUUUGUCACCUUUGAGAACAUCGACGAUGCCAAAGAUGCAAUGAUGGCCAUGAAUGGGAAGUCUGUGGACGGGCGACAGAUUCGAGUUGACCAGGCUGGCAAGUCAUCUGAUAACCGAUCCCGUGGGUACCGAGGUGGCUCUGCUGGGGGCCGGGGCUUCUUCCGUGGGGGCCGAGGCCGGGGCCGUGGUUUCUCCAGAGGAGGAGGGGACCGAGGCUAUGGGGGGAGCCGGUUCGAGUCCAGAAGUGGGGGCUAUGGGGGCUCCAGAGACUACUACAGCAGCCGGAGUCAGGGUGGUGGCUAUGGUGACCGGAGCUCUGGAGGGUCCUAUAGAGACAGCUACGACAGUUAUGCUACACACAACGAGUAAAAAUCCUUCCUGCUCAAGAUCGUCCUUCCAAUGGCUGUAUAUUUAAAGAUUUUGGGAGCUUCGCUGAAUCGUUAAUGUGUAGUGAACACACCUCCUUGUACCCACUUUUGUAGUCUAAUCAGUUCUGAUCUUGUCAAACACAGCUUGACUGCUUCUGACCCCCGAGAUGGCUUCAAUACUAGACUUUACUUUUUAAGGAAAUACUGUCCGUUUUUAAGGGUUUUAAAAACGUUUUUGAAAAGCACUUCAGAUUUUACUUUUUUCUUUUUACCAUGAGCCAUGAGUUUUUUAGAAAAUCAUCGGGGGUUGUGUGGGUUUUUUUGUUUUUGGUUGUGUUGUCUUUUUUACUUCCCUUUUUAGUGGGGUUGGCCUGGUGAAGUUGGGUCCUCCGAUUCAAACCUCUUUGAGAUUGGACGGACUCUGAGUCUGCUCUCUGUUGGAAGCUGAGGGAGCUGUGGCUUUUUUCCAACUGAAUGUACCGUUUCUGAGUGUAGCAUGGUAGGACCUGUCCCAGGUCCCAGGUGGCAGCAGAGGUGCCUUGCCACUUGGGCCCGGCCUGUACGGCCCAUCUGCUGUGUAUGACUUACAGUAGACUUGGAGAUGUCCCCAAGAGGUUCUUGAAAAUGUUUAUUUAUAUUGUCCUUUUUUACUGGAAGACGUAUGCAUAUCCCAUUGAUGUUGUAUUUGAAGUGGUUAAGGAAUUCUUGUACACAGUUUUUUUUUUGGCUUUACGAAGCAGAUUAAAAAACCAUCUGAAAUGAACCUCGCUCUGACAAUUUCCCUUUCAUUGCUCAACACACUCCUGCUGCGAGCUCUUGGCACUCAGAACUCAGCAGAGAGGGCAAUUUGAGAAGCAGGUCUGCGAGUCCUGCCUGAGGCCCAUGGAGAGCUAGACCAGGAAGGCAGAGUAAACUGACACUGGCGGGCCCCUGGUGACAGCCGACUGCCACCAGUCCUGGUUAGGUGAGCAGGUGGCUGACGGGAAUGGGUAGGUUGGACGUCGAGGCAGCCCCUGGGAGGCUUCUGGCAGUGGCAGCCGGAGGGCUCAAUGGGGCGGGCAGUGCAGCAAUGACUGGACCCACGUGGGCACCUGACGUUGACCCGACUGCCUUAGCCUAGAAGCAGGCCAGAGAGCAGACGGCAGGCAGUGUCCCUGGGCGACCGCAGACUGACUGCUCUUUAGCUAGCUCUGCUGUUGCUUCACAAGUUCUGAGAGUUCUCCGCUAGCCUAUGGAAGCUGCAGCCCCUCGGAGGACAGAAGUGUUGUGCGCCCAACAGAAACCUCUGAGACGCAAGCUGCUCCCUUGGCUAGCUCAUAUGUGGAAAUAGCCCUGUAAUUCGAGGUAACUCCUUUUGCUCGUGUCCACAUCCCUCCUCUUGUCAAGAGCUCAUUUGAAAGUAAAAUUAUGUGCCUGGGGAAUGUUUUUAUGACUGUUUUUUUUGUUGUUUUCCCAUUUUCUUUCUUUUUUUUAAAAAAAAGUCAAGCUAGAAUUAAAGUCAGACCCCGGCUGUUUAGCCCUUCCCUGCCUGCAGCCAGGCGAGCAGCCCAGGAAGUUUCACCUCACGAGUAGGUUCAAUCUGUAAGCAGGAUUAGAGAGCACUGAACAUCCUGCCUUCGGAUUUUUUGUUCAUCAGUUGACAGUCUUUUCCAGACCUCCUUAACUCAUAUUCCUAACUAUAGCUCUCUGAUGUCUGUUGCCUCCAUGAGUUUUUUUCCUAGAGCCCACACCAUUCUCUAAGCAGCUCCAUCCCAAGUGGGUAGCUGGCUCUGCUUAGGGAUGGAAUGCUGCCUGGCCAAGGCUUAGGCUUGCCCUGGUCACACCAGCCCGUGACAGGGCCUCUGCCAGGAUGGCCCAAUGACUAGCUUAAGACCCUCCUAGGAGCUGUGGAUGGUUUAGGGGGAGGUGGGAAGCAGCUAUGAGAAUGUCCAAAACCCUAGGGGUAACACUCCUUUGCUUUGGCAGGUUGAAGGGAAGCCAGUGCAACUUGGAAGGGUGGCCCAAGAACAGUGAUGACCUGGGGUCCUGUCCCAUGAGGGACUUCACCUCGGAGCAGGAACCAGAUGCCCAGCCCCCUGCUCUCUCAGCUUGUCAUCUCAGGUGUUUUAUUGGCAAGGUUGGAGUGCAGGGUUUCAAGUCACUCAGGAGGACCGGUGUGUGGCAGCCUGCACGUGGCCAGUCCUCACCUGCAACAGUGUGACAGAAUGUGGAAGUCAGAUUUGAAUAAAGGACUGGUGUGUCUACCUAGAAA